This is a messenger RNA of Lepus europaeus (European hare), 5142 nucleotides long. It is a transcript of the gene ARHGAP29, whose product is annotated as Rho GTPase activating protein 29. The transcript has 23 exons. Gene Ontology annotation, biological process: activation of GTPase activity; signal transduction. Gene Ontology annotation, cellular component: cytoplasm. The coding region runs from base 113 to 3943 and encodes 1276 amino acids. The record is from RefSeq and is a predicted model, not a curated record. Lineage: Eukaryota; Metazoa; Chordata; Mammalia; Lagomorpha; Leporidae. Gene Ontology annotation, molecular function: GTPase activator activity.
CUCCGGCCCUCGGCGGCGGCGGCGGCGGCCGUGAGCUCGGGGCGAGCGUCCGUGUCGGGGACGCGCGAUGGAGCACCACGGAUUUCAGUUUUUCUGACCGGUAAAUGAAAGGAUGCUUGCUCACAAACAGAAAAAGACAAAGAAGAAACGCGUUUGGGCAUCAGACCAACUGUCUACUGAUGUUACAACUUCUGAAAUGGGGCUCAAGUCCAUAAGUUCCAACUCCAUAUUUGAUCCAGAUUACAUCAGGGAGUUGGUGAAUGAUAUCAGGAAGUUCUCCCAUAUGUUACUAUAUUUGAAAGAAGCUAUUCUUUCAGACUGUUUCAAAGAAGUCAUUCAUAUACGUCUGGAUGAGCUUCUCCGUGUUUUAAAGUCUAUAAUGAAUAAACAUCAGAACCUCAAUUCAGUUGAUCUUCAAAAUGCUGCAGAGAUGCUUACUGCGAAAGUGAAAGCUGUGAAUUUCACAGACGUUAAUGAAGAAAACAAAAACGAUCUCUUUCGAGAAGUGUUUUCAUCCAUUGAAACUUUGGCGUUUACCUUUGGGAAUAUCUUUACAAACUUCCUUAUGGGAGAUGUAAGCAACAAUUCAUUCUUGAGACUGCCUGUAUCUCGGGAAAGCAAGAUUUGUUUUCUUCCAUGCUGUAAGUCCUUUGAAAACGUCUCUGUGGAAUCGGUGGACUCACCCAGUGAAAAAGGAAGUUUUUCUCCUCUAGAACUAGACAAUAUGCUAUUAAAGAACACUGACUCUAUAGAAUUGGCUUUGUCGUAUGCUAAAACAUGGUCAAAAUACAUCAAGAACUUAGUUUCAUGGGUUGAAAAAAAGCUUAACUUGGAAUUGGAAUCAACUAGAAAUAUUGUAAAGUUGGCAGAGGCAACCAGAACUAACAUUGGACUACAGGAGUUCAUGCCCCUGCAGUCUCUGUUCACCAAUGCUCUUCUUAAUGACAUAGAGAGCAGUCACCUUUUACAACAAACAAUUGCAGCUCUCCAAGCCAACAAAUUUGUGCAGCCUCUUCUUGGAAGGAAAAAUGAAAUGGAAAAACAAAGAAAAGAAAUAAAAGAACUUUGGAAACAGGAACAAAACAAAAUGUUUGAAACAGAGACUGCUCUUAAAAAGGCAAAAUUGUUAUGCAUGCAACGCCAAGAUGAGUAUGAAAAAGCAAAGUCUUCCAUGUUUCGUGCAGAAGAGGAGCAUCUGUGUUCAAGUGGCGGAUUAGUGAAAAACCUCAACAAACAACUGGAAAAGAAGCGAAGAUUGGAGGAGGAGGCUCUUCAGAAAGUAGAAGAAGCAAAUGAACUCUACAAAGUUUGUGUGACAAAUGUUGAAGAAAGACGAAAUGACCUGGAAAAUACCAAAAGAGAGAUUUUAGCACAACUUCGGACCCUUGUUUUCCAGUGUGAUCUGACCCUCAAAGCUGUAACCGUUAACCUCUUCCAGAUGCAGCACCUGCAGGCUGCCUCCCUAGCCAGCAGUUUACAGUCUCUUUGUGAUAGUGCCAAACUCUACGAUCCAGGCCAAGAGUACAGUGAAUUUGUCAAGGCCACAAAUGCAGCCGAAGAAGAAAAAGUUGAUGGGAAUGGGAGCAAGCAGUUGACAAACAGUCCCCAGACUUCUAGAUACCGACCUGCCGGCUCUCUGGAGGACGCUGUGCGCCUUCCUGAUAAUCCUGGUAAAAUGGAAGAAGACAGAUGCUCCAACAGUGCAGACAUCACAGGGCCUUCUUUUAUAAGGUCAUGGACGUUUGGGAUGUUCAGUGACUCUGAAAGUACUGGGGGGAGCAGCGAAUCUAGAUCUCUGGAUUCAGAAUCUGUAAGUCCAGGAGACUUUCAUCGAAAACUUCCACGAACCCCAUCCAGUGGAACCAUGUCUUCUGCAGACGACCUGGAUGAGAGAGAGCCACCCUCGCCUUCAGAAGCGGGACCCAAUUCCCUUGGGGUGUUUAAGAAAACAUUGAUGUCAAAGGCAGCUCUCACUCACAAGUUCCGCAAAUUGAGAUCCCCCACGAAAUGCAGGGAUUGUGAAGGCAUCGUGGUGUUCCAGGGUGUUGAAUGUGAAGAGUGUCUCCUUGUUUGUCACCGAAAGUGUUUGGAAAAUUUAGUCAUCAUUUGCGGUCAUCAAAAACUUCUGGGAAAAAUACACUUAUUUGGAGCAGAGUUCUCACAAGUUGCAAAAAAGGAGCUAGAUGGCAUCCCUUUCAUACUCAAAAUAUGUGCCACAGAGAUUGAAAAUAGAGCCCUGUCCCUACAGGGAAUCUAUCGUGUAUGUGGAAACAAAAUAAAAACUGAAAAACUGUGUCAGGCUUUGGAAAAUGGAAUGCACUUGGUAGAUAUCGCAGAGUUUAGUACACAUGACAUCUGUGAUGUCUUGAAGUUAUACCUUCGACAGCUCCCAGAACCAUUUAUUUUAUUCCGAUUGUACAAGGAAUUCAUAGACCUCGCAAAAGAGAUCCAACACGUAAAUGAAGAACAAGAAACAAAAAAGGAUAGCUUUGAGGACAAAAAAUGGCCAAAUAUGUGUAUAGAAAUAAACCGAAUUCUCUUAAAGAGCAAGGACCUGCUAAGACAGUUGCCAGCAUCAAAUUUUAACAGUCUUCAUUUCCUCAUAGCACACCUUAGGCGGGUAGUAGAUCAUGCAGAAGAAAACAAGAUGAAUGCCAAAAACUUGGGGGUCAUAUUUGGACCAAGCCUCAUUAGGCCAAGGCCGACAACUGCUCCCAUCACCAUCUCCUCCCUGGCUGAAUAUUCAAAUCAGGCGCGGCUGGUGGAGUUCCUCAUCACAUACUCACAGAAGAUCUUUGAUGGGUCACUGCAGCCACAAGAUGCUAUUACGUGCAAUACAGGUGUCACCGGACCCCAGGGUGAUCCAGGCUGUGUGCCCAAGCCUCUGUUAUCACCAGAAGAAAGAGAUCCAGAACCUUCCAUGAAGACACUGUUUUUUUCUUCAAAGGAUGAUAUCCAUACUGCAGAGAGUGAAAGCAAAAUUUUUGAACCAGCUACAUCAUCUGAGGAAUCAGAACGCAGACAAAAUGCAUUAGAAAAAUAUGAUGGAUGUCUCAUUGACAACAAGGUGCAUUUGCUUCUAGACCAGGACUAUGAAUCUGCAUCCCAAAAGAUGGAAGAUAUGUGUAGAAUCCCUAAGCCACUGAUUGUGAAAAUGGAUAGGGCAAUGAACAGUACGGAGAGGUGCGUGCCACGGACCAAGAUGAGGCCCGUGAGUUUGCCUGUGGAUAGACUGCUUCUUGCAAGCCCUCCUAAUGAAAGAAUUGGCAGAAAUAUGGGACACGUAAGUUCUGACAAGUUUUGCAAGAAUCCUGCUUUUGAAGGACUUAAUAGAAAAGACAGUCCUAUCAUCUGUGCCAAAUUUAACGGCUUUGACCAACAAAGUCUACAAAAACCUCGGGACAAGCAAUAUGAACCAAGCAACUUUACCACCAAAACUGCCGUGAUUGUGCCCUGUGAGCCCCAGGGAAAAGGAGCGAUGGCCAGCCUCAGGAUAGGUGGGGACCGUUCCGUCGGUGUCACCCAGCCUGGAGCCCCACACACAGAGCCCAUGAGGUCAGCAAGAGAGGCGGCAGAGAGACGGUCCUCUGAUUCCUGCCCUCUUGCUCCGGUCAGAGCACCCAGAACACUGCAGCCCCAACACUGGACAACAUUCUAUAAACCGCGCACUCCCGCCAGCAGUGGCCGGGGGAGCGACGAGACACCGUCCUCGCCCGCGGCUCCAGUCCCUCCCGGCACAGCUCACACUCCCCAGAGCGACGUGGAGAAAUGCACCCCAGACUCCGACGGGGCGUCCGCGUGUCCCGGGCAGCCGACUCGUCAGCCUAAAGACAGCUCUGAGGAGCAGGCCUUGCCUGAGGUGACUGCAGUGUGCCAGAGACCACGGCUAAAACGGAUGCAGCAGUUUGAAGACCUGGAAGAUGAAAUCCCACAGUUUGUAUAGGGUUGUCAGAAUUCAGGUUUUCUUUGCUUUGUUUUGUGUUGUGGUAUUGUGUUUGUUUUGUGUAACAGUUUGACGGGCCCCUUUUGUAUAGGAUUGCCAAAUUGUGGGUUUUACUUUCUGUUGUGUUGUAUUAUCCUUGUUGGUUGUACUGAGUAGUAGAAUGUUUGAAUGGGGUCAUAUUUGUGACUCACUGGAAUUGUCUUUAAAUUCUGUAUUAUUGAGAUUGUGAAUAAAAUAGGUGGAUUCAUAUUUUUUAAAGUUCAGUUGAUUUUCCCCAUAAAAUGGUCCACUUAAAUGCAUCCCUAAUAUAUGAUAUGAUACAAUUCUCAAGUAAUAGGUGCAAUUGGGGAAAAUCAGCUUUAUUUUUCCAAGUGAAAAUAAGUACUUAUUUAUAAAGUGUUUUGAAUGCAGGUGCCUGAGAGAUCUUUGGUAUGAAUAUGUAUUUUUCCACACAGUUUUAUAGUGCCUUUCUGACCAUUUGUGCUUUUAUGGUAUGUAUGUAAACUUGUAUUUUUCAGUUGUCAGUUCACUUAACUUUUCAGUAUUUACAUAAUGGCCAAAGGACUUACAAAUCUGUAUUUAAUUGCGUCUUUAAUUAAUCGCCAGUUUGUACGUAUGGUAGUCAAAUUGUACAAAGAAAAUGCACUCAAAGCUCCUGUUUCUAAAUUUUAUAUAUAAUAUUUCAGCCACGUCUCAUUUGGCUUUAGAUGGUUUUAAUACAUUGCAUAGUUUUCCGCCCCUUGGCUUUGCUCCAUGUGAACUUUUGUUUGUCAGUGGUUUUUGACUUUUUGGCCUUUUAUAUCAUGUUCCCAAGCCUGUUUCAGAAGUGUUUAAUGGGUUUUGUUGAAACCAUUCCUUUUGUACAAAAUGUUUCAACUUAUGGAUCAUUUUGUCUUCUACCUGAACUGUAAAUCAUUGAAAAUGUACGUUUCACCCAAAAGGAGCCAAGUUGUGUUUAAACUGAUUCUGAGAGUACAGUCCAGUAAGCUUCUUUGGCAUUUGAGAGAAGGUAUAUAUGAUUGGAUCUAUUUCAUUUGUAAAAUUCCCAGUUUUUAGAACUAGCCCUGUUUUCUGGGUUCACUGUUUUGUCUAAAUAGGAUAUAAAAGGGACAAAAAAAAAGCCUCUUUUUGUAUGUGUGAAUUACAUUUCUAGUAAUGCUUUUGUAUGACCAUGUUAUACAUGAUAAAUAUAUAUAUAU